AUUCGUACGCUGAAAGAGUUCACACGCGCGCAUUCACUAACUGGAGCCGUCGAAUGCAAUUACCAGCUGGGCCGGAUAUCAGCCAACGACAGUACGUCCUGAUUAUCGUCACUCGGAUGCAACUGGAGAAGCCAGCGAACGUGACGUGCAACAAGUGCGCGACCUUCAGAAAUUCGUUACAUUCUUCGUGUGUUUGAUUCGAUCUGCGGAGCACAUAUCGAAGACUGAAGGUGUUGCCUCCGUUGAUGCUGAGUUCCACGCGUGCCUACACACGCGAAUUGCAUUGACGUGCCAUACCAUCCUUGCCUGGCUUGAUAGAUGAGAACAGCGGAACGGUGGGGUGGUCGACGUCUGCACCUAUUCGAUUCACGGUUGACAUCAAUUGAAGAAUAAAGUGGAUUAUUUUACAUCUGCAGCUGGGGAAGAUAGUCUUGUUAGUGUUCUGCCAUUACCAGCUAGCAUCGUUGAUAUUGUUUGUUAUUCGAAUUUUUAGUGUUCGGUAAUAUUCGUAUAAAGUUUGAGUGUACGAUAAGAAGGAAACUGUGAACAUUAGCCAUGUACAUGUAUGACCCACCAAAGAAAAAUAACUUCACAUCUGUGGAAGAAUUCCAGGAGGCGUUCAACCUGUUCGACAACCGCGGCGAUGGAAAAAUUCAGCAGCAGCAGAUUGGCGAGUGUCUGCGCGCUUUGGGCCAGAACCCGACCGAGUCGGAUGUGAAAAAGUUCACUAUGCAGCUGAAACCGGACGAGCGCGUGUCGUUCGAGGUGUUCUUGCCCAUCUAUCAGGCAAUUUCGAAGCAGCGUACGGCGGACACGGCUGAUGAUUUUAUCGAGGGGCUGCGCCACUUCGAUAAGGAUGCCAGCGGGUUCAUUUCCUCAGCUGAGCUGAGACAUUUGCUGACCACGUUGGGUGAGAAGUUGGCCGAUGAUGAGGUUGAACAACUCCUCCAGAACCAGGAAGAUUCGCAAGGUAACGUUAACUAUGAAGAGUUCGUUCGAAUGGUCAUGAGUGGUUAGAGGGACUGGGAAAAACUGAGUUCAUCAAAUCCACCAUAUUUUACAAUAUCUUGUAUUGGAUAAUUCGACUUGAAAGAACAACUUUUAGGAUUCCAAUGUGCCCAAGUUUUGUUCAACGAACCUUUGAAAAGUGGGUGGAACAACAAUAUUUACUUCGUAGCAUAGUCUGAAAGUUAGGCCACAGUGUAAGGUUUAAAAUGUUACUUAAUCAAAAUGGUUUUUCUGUUUCUAAAAGUUUUACCUUCCAAAAUAGUGGCUAGUUAAUAUUUUAGACCACUAUGAUGUGAAUUUCAUCAAAAAUUAUAGUAUUAUUUUCAACCUAAUCUGUGCAUUCUCACUUUCUAUUGUUAAGUUGCUGGUCUAACAUUUCUGUUGAUGUGCUACCGGUCACAGUUCAAUUGAUUGCAUUUCUUCAAAAACCGCGUUUGAAUGUUAAACUACUGCUUAUAUCUAUAUAAAACCUUUAUUAUAUUUUAAUGUGUAAUAAAAGCCUAAUUUAUACACUACA
Molecule: messenger RNA, 1525 nt
Organism: Armigeres subalbatus
Lineage: Eukaryota; Metazoa; Arthropoda; Insecta; Diptera; Culicidae
Gene: Mlc-c
Product: myosin-2 essential light chain
Exons: 3
Coding region: 556-1017 (153 amino acids)
Cellular component (GO): myosin II complex
Molecular function (GO): calcium ion binding; myosin heavy chain binding
Source: RefSeq, a predicted model, not a curated record